AUGAACCGCAUUCUGGAAUCGGUGCUCCCGAGGUCCGAGGAGGAUGAAGAGAUGCGGGAGAGCUCCGAACUGGACGAAGCGCAGCCGGAGGACGAUGACCUCGUCGAGAAGGAGCAGGCCAUUGUGGCGCUGAAGGAGUUCGCUGCCAACUCGGGAGCUGCUUUCGCUCCGUAUCUUCAUCCGGCGUUCGACUGCGUCCUUAAGGUAGUGGACAGCCCCUACGACUCCAUUCGCAAGGCCGCGCUGGAGGCCCUGUCCCAGUUCGUGAUCGCUCUGUACAAGAUCGGGGAUGCAGAGGGAGUUGCUCGCGCCAGCCUGGUGGUCGUACCCAAGUUGGCCCAAGUCGCUCGCGUCGACCAGGAGCAGUCGGUAAUUAUUGCCGCACUGGCAGCACUCGGAGAACUGUUGAAGGAAGUCAAGGGUGGCGUGGUGCCCACAAUCGAGUUGCGAGGGAUUAUCUGCGAACUCAUCAAGGACUUGAUGACCAUCAAGGCGGCUUGCCCAGACGGUGAUGGAAAUGGCGACGACGACAACGAGGAGGUGGAAGGCGGGGACGUUGUCAUGGAGCAUGCGGCCCAAUUCCUCCCGCUCUUGGGCCUUGCCCUGGAGCCUGAGGAGUUCUCCGUCUACUUCGCACGACUCCAUCUUCAGUAUGUCCAGCACAUCCCGAGAGAUCCCAUUGCCACUGACCAUUGCUACAUAAUUUACGGCGCCUUGGCCGACUGCCUUCAGAGCCUGGGCACCUGGAUCGGCCAAUACUUCGACCACCUGUGCUCCGUGUUCAUCCAGGGGACAUCUCACCCAGACGCGCACGCCCGCAAAAAGGCAUACUACGGCCUGGGCGAGCUGGUCUUGCAUUCAGAGAGGAGGUCUUUCGCAUCUUAUCCGAUCAUCCUCCAAUCCCUCUCGAAUGCCAUCGCCACGGAGAGGAACCCUUCUGCCCUGGACCACAUUAUAGCAGCUCUCGCCCGGCUAUUGAUCACCCACAUGGAAGGUGUGCCUCUGGGUGAAGUCCUCCCAGCGUUCAUGUCCUACCUGCCACUGCGCGAGGAGACGCGCGAGAACGUCUCGGUCCAAAAGGCGUUCCGGGUACUCUUCGCCAAGGCACGACCUGCCGUUGAGCCGUAUCUGGAGCAGAUGCUAGUCAUCACCGUUCAAACGGUCCUCAGGAAGGAACUACCCGACUCCCAGUCUACCGAAGAGAGCGUCAACUUCAUCAGGGAAAUUGUACAUCAUUAUCCUCCGUUUUUCCAAAAACUGUCUAGUUCCGAGGAGUGUGCGAAUCUCAUGCACUUGUUGUAA
Molecule: messenger RNA, 1302 nt
Organism: Drosophila bipectinata
Lineage: Eukaryota; Metazoa; Arthropoda; Insecta; Diptera; Drosophilidae
Source: RefSeq, a predicted model, not a curated record